AAAAUGUGUCAGAGGAGAAAAUAUCUGUCGAACAUCUGAAAGGUGCAAGAAACAGAGGACGUGAAGAAGAAAAGUACAUGCCCUAUGCUGUUCGUGUAGAUUGUAUUGCUUAUUCAGCUCGCACUCCAAGCGCUCGAUGAAAUGACUGAGAGAAACUAGGAGACAGUUUCCUUCAGUUCUACACACCAACUUGAGGAGGUUUGAAGCCUGUUCUGACGAAUCGAAGAAUAAAUAAAGAUGUUUUCUUUAAAGAAAGCGAAGCUUCAUGCUGUCUCAGUUCACCAGAGUCGUUUCAGUUCUCUCUUUCGUGCCAUUGAAGUUACAGGUACUCAACCUCAAGCUUCUUUACAACAUGGUUUGGCGGGUGAGAAGGUUCUCUCUGAUGCAAGAAACCAUAGUUUGUUAUCUAAGCUUUGUACUAGUACCAGAUUCGAUAUAUGGUCUAUGAACCGAACAGAAGCAUUUUCGACGAUGUCUGGAUCAAUAUUGCUUCAAGCCAGGGAUCCUGCUAAGCUCAAUGAAGAAAUCCAAAUCGCAGUUGAUCAACGUAGAUGCGACGAAGCUUGGAGAUUGUUUGAACAACAUAUGCAAAUGGAAGGGUUCCCGCGUAAAUCCGUUGUUAACAACGUUUUGGUUUGUUUCGCUGAGAGUCUCGAUUCCAAUUGGCUACAAAAGGCUUACACUUUAGUGGAGCAAGCCUUUGAGGAGAGUAAACAGAAUCUGCUAGAGAAGGAGCCUCUUGUGUAUCUUUCAUUGGCUCUGGCCAAGUCGGGGAUGCCUGUUCCUGCGUCAACGAUCUUGAGGAAGCUAGUUGAGACGGAAGAGUAUCCUCACGUGAGUGCUUGGUCAUCAGUGCUGGCGCAUAUGUCUCUCACGGGAUCAGGAAGUUAUCUAUCUGCAGAGUUGGUUCUUGAGAUUGGUUACUUGUUUCAGAACAAUAGAGUUGAUCCGCGGAAAAAGAGCAACGCGCUUUUGCUUGCGAUGAAGCCUAAUACUCAGGCGUUGAACAUUGCUUUGGCGGGUUGUUUGUUGUUUGGGACAACACGAAAGGCUGAGGAGCUUCUUGAUAUGAUACCGAAGAUCGGUGUUAAAGCCGAUGCUAAUUUGUUGGUAAUAAUGGCUCAUAUAUACGAAAGAAAUGGGCGGAGAGAGGAGCUGAGGAAGCUCCAGAGGCAUAUAGAUGAAGCUUGCAACUUGAAUGAUUCUCAGUUUUGGCAAUUCUAUAACUGCUUGCUUAUGUGUCACCUUAAGUUCGGGGAUCUCGAAGCUGCUUCGAAAAUGGUUCUGGAAAUGCUAAGAAGAGGAAAGGUAGCGAGGAACUCACUUGGAGCCGCCAUUCUUGGACUGGAUACUGCAGAAUUAAAGCUCAGAAAAGUUUCUGGGGAAGGUUUAGAGGUUAAAGAACAUGACAGUCAAGUGCUUUCUAUACACACUAUGAUUCCGUAUGAAGAGUUCCUUAGAGACAGGAAGUUUUUAAAUCUUGAAGCUGAGGCAAAGGAUGUUCUUGGUGCGUUGUUGGCUAAGCUGCAUGUACAAGUGGAACUGAUUACCUCGGAGCGAGGUGUUCUGCAACCGACGGAAGAGAUUUAUGUGAAAUUAGCAAAGGCAUUUCUAGAAAGUGGGAAGAUGAAAGAGUUGGCAGAGUUUAUGUUAAAGGCAGAACACGAAGACUCCCCUGUUUCUAGUGAUAACUCGAUGCUGGUGAAUGUUACCAACGCGUGUAUUUCUCUAGGAAUGUUGGAUCAGGCGCAUGAUCUACUCGACGAGAUGCGUAUGGCUGGGGUAAGAACCGGUUCCUCCGUUUAUUCGUCGCUCCUCAAAGCUUACUGCAAAACAAACCGGACUAGAGAAGUGACAGCACUUCUUAGAGAUGCUCAGAAGGCAGGGAUUCAGUUCGACUCAAGCUGUUACGAAGCCUUGAUCCAGUCUCAGGUGAUUCAGAACGAUACUCAUGGAGCUCUCAGCGUGUUCAAGGAGAUGAAAGAGGCGAAGAUACCGAGAGGCGGGAACCAGCAGUUUGAGAAGCUCUUAAAGGGCUGCGAAGGAAACGCAGAGGCGGGGCUUAUGUCGAAACUCUUGAGAGAAAUCAGAGAAGGGCAGAGUAAUUUGGAUGCUGGCGUUCACGAUUGGAACAAUGUGAUCCAUUUCUUUAGCAAGAAAGGUUUGAUGCAUGACGCGGAGAAGGCGUUGAAGAGGAUGAGAAGUCUGGGGCAUUCGCCGAACGCUCAAACUUUUCAUUCUAUGGUCACAGGCUAUGCAGCCAUUGGGAGUAAAUACACAGAGGUGACUGAGCUUUGGGGAGAGAUGAAAUCCAUAGCCGCAGCUACUUCGUCGAUGAGGUUUGAUCAGGAGCUGCUGGAUGCGGUGCUGUAUACGUUUGUUAGAGGAGGGUUUUUCUCGAGGGCUAAUGAAGCUGUGGAGAUGAUGGAGAAAGAGAAGAUGUUUGUUGACAAGUACAAGUAUAGGAUGCUCUUCUUGAAGUAUCACAAGACUGCUUAUAAAGGCAAAGCUCCAAAAGUUCAGAGCGAGUCUCAGCUCAGGAAGAGGGAAUCUGGUUUAGCAUUCAAGAAAUGGCUAGGCUUAACUUGAUUGUUAUCUAUAGUAAUCAUCAUCAUAUUAGUUUACAUCUGAUGUGCUGCUUGCUUUGUGUCUUUACCAUCUAGUAUUCAAGAAAUGGGCUUACAAUUUUCAUAACGGGUCGAUCACUACAAAGCAUUAGAAUA
Molecule: messenger RNA, 2723 nt
Organism: Brassica napus (rape)
Lineage: Eukaryota; Viridiplantae; Streptophyta; Magnoliopsida; Brassicales; Brassicaceae
Product: pentatricopeptide repeat-containing protein At1g03100, mitochondrial
Exons: 2
Coding region: 238-2589 (783 amino acids)
Molecular function (GO): protein binding
Source: RefSeq, a predicted model, not a curated record